Messenger RNA from Symbiodinium sp. CCMP2456, 8148 nucleotides. Lineage: Eukaryota; Dinophyceae; Suessiales; Symbiodiniaceae. The record is from the annotation of a GenBank genome assembly.
AUGGUGGAGCAAGGCGCACGGCGUCUGCCCGCGAAGCUUCAGUUCAGCAGGGAUGCUGGUGGAGGAGAAGCGAAGGUUUCGUCGGGGUGGCUGGCUGGCAUCAGCAAGACCUUGUACCGAAAGCGCCUCAAGCAGGCUCUUCUCUUGGCCGCUAUCGACAUCCAGCUUCAGCGGGUUCGCUCGCUUCCGGUGGAGAAGCGACCGCCGCAGCGAGAGGCUCUGCGCCGUCGGCGCGCUUCGAUCCUGCAGGGAGGAAUCCAGGCAGAAGCGGUGUCAAGCCACUGGGAAGGGAUUCGGAAGGAACUGCUCGAGCGUCACGUCAUCGUGAUGAAGGGCGGCUGGCUGCAGGGCAACACCAGAAGUUUCUUCUUGCUCACAGGUGCCGACCUGAUGGUGUUCGAGAGGUUGGACAGCCAGCCGCACAAGGUGCAGCUGAGCCUUCUGGGUUCUACAGCCCGGUUGGAAGAGUCGCACAUGCAUACAGCCAAUCCUCCCUUUGAGACUGGAUUUCCUGCUAGAGUCGGCGUGACUUUGGCAACUGGGGGGCGACUCUGGCUCUAUGCACCGCGGUUCGAUCUGGCAAAGCAUUGGUACCGCACCAUCCGUUUGGUGAACCAGAUUCACGAAUCAAAGAGAGGCAAGCUCGCUUUGGAGAUUCCACUUGAGACCAUUGCCAACUAUAUGCAGACGCACUCGAGACGCCGUGCCUGGGAUGUCCUGGUGUCGUACAACAAGAUAUGGUGGGAGAGGCAUGCCUUGCUUGCGCAGUGCUCUCAAGCCUUUGCGAGCAUGACUGUCCUCCGUGGGUGGCAUAAGAUGCUCGAGGUCUACGGAGCCAGAAGCAAAGCUGCAGCUGAGGAGGAUUCUGGGCCUGGGGUCGUGCCGCAAGCGCAGGCUGUGGCACUGACCACUGACCAGUAUGAUGCCGAGCUUCUGGCCCUGCGAGAGAAGGCAAUAUCCUGGCUGCAGAGACGAGUUCGUGACCUCAUGCGAUCAGAUGCUGGGCUGAGCGCAGCUGCAAAGUCAGCAGGUCGACGGCCGGGGCCGCCUCUUGGUCACGUUCGACUGCAACGGUGCAUUCCUCUCGGUGCCUCGUUUGUCACCGGCAUCAAGCAGGGCGGUGACGGGACCAGCUCGCAGCGUGAAGGAAGAGGUCCUCGCCCCUUCUCUGCGAGCUGCUCAACACAAAACUUGGCGCCCUGCAAUGGACUUCUGUGGAUCUCCAAGUGCUGGAGCAAGCUGCAUAUUUGCCAGCGGGGUGCUUCGGACGCUCCUGCUUUUGUGCACAUCGACAGCAUCCGCUCCGUUAUCAUGCACUCAGAGCGUGUUGAUGAGUUCAAAGAGCACGCGGGCCCCUGGCUGACCGUCUAUGGGCCUCUGUUGAACAUCCACCGCGGUGUCUCCGAAAUGACGGUUCGUGAACUGGCUUCGAGUCUGCGAUCUCCUGGGAGUGACUCCCAAAGCCUUCGACUGACGGUUGCUGUUCGAGCUGGAUGGAUUCCCAAAGCAAGUAAAGGCAGCGGCACCUGCACACGUGCAGUCUUGAGCCUUCUCGGGCAGCGCGUGGUCAGUGCCAUCCAGACGGGGGAGGACGUGGACUACACGUGCGCACUGGAUCGUCACAUUGCACUGCCAGAUGACACUGAAGAGGCCUCCCAGUUCCUCGAUCUCCUGCAGGAAGCUGUUUGCAGCGUGGAUGUCAUCGAGGAGGCCCAUCCAGAUAUGCUUUUCAGCCCGGGCCGGGCCAAUACAAGAGUACUUUGUGGCAAUCGUGUAGCUCUCUGGCGGCUGCUUUCGACGCAGAGCGAGAUGCCGACGGAGAAGUCUCCUAGAUCCGCAGGACAUCGACUGCUAGGCUUCAAUAGCCUAACAACUUCGUGGCGAAUUCCUUUGUCAAGCCGCCAAGAAGAUCAAAUUGGGAAGAAGCCGUUUGUGGACAUCGAUGUGCGCUCUGAACACGUGCGAUCACAAAGCAUUGCAUCAAAGCCGAGAGUCGUGUCACCCGAGCAGUGUGCCGCUGUGGCGUCGUCGCCUCCCUUCGGCUGCCUUGGUGUUGCAGCGCCGGCUGGCGACAUGGAGCAACCUGAGAAGCUGAAACCGCACUUCUUGCAAAUACGGCUGGGUGAGCUAAAAGCGGGGAUCAUGGCUAAGCCGGAGGACGUCCGAAUAGAGCUUCGUUGCGCUGGUCUCAAGGUCUUUUCCUUGCCGGCUGGCGAGCCGUGCUUGCUCGAAGCAAAAGGCUUUAUGUCCUUCAACGGGGAGAAACUGCUGCUCCCACUACCGCCCGAGGUGGUAGACACAUCCGGACAGCUUCCACCGGUAUACCUCUUGGUCAAAUGCGCGAAGAGCAAGGAUGUCCCACAACCGAUGAAUUUCCACGAUAUGCUGAAGCUUUCCGGACGCGCUGUCCAGAAGCACACGCCUGAGGUAUCUAUUCUGCAUGCCAAGCUUCUGCUUGAAAAUUUAGACUUCGACGAUGCGAGCCAUCUUCGGCCACUCGCUUUGUGCGAAGUGACGGAAUCUCCGCACUCAUCUGUGCUUUCACAGCUGAAGGAUACAGCCCUCCCGGCACACGUGCCGUCGCUGUCAGUUGCUGCGUGCCUUCGAGAUGAUCUUCCACAGAUCAAUGCGGAGCAAGGUGGUAGGGUUUAUGUUGGCGAUGCAGGGACUAUAUCGGUGGAAGAGGUGCUGACAUACCCUCGCAGUGAAGCAGAGUUUCGCGACAGAUUGGCUGAUGGCCGCUGGGACGAGCAGCGGAUCGGCGUUGAAGGAAUUCCUCUCCGCUGGCCGCGCACAGCCGUCGAGCUCGCCCAGUCGCGGUUACCACCAGAUACAAAAACGCUCGUGAAGCUGCUGCGGAAGCCGCCGGUCUUCGAGAAGUGGCCACGAGCUGAAGCAGUUCCUCCGAAAUUCGCGGUGGCAGCAGAUGAGAACGAGUGCGACUUUCGUCGGCGGCAGCUGCCGGCGACUUGGUCCAGGGUGCAGGACUUGGCACAGCAGGAGGCCUCAGCCGCAACACCAAGCAGCCCAUCAAAGCCAGGGCCGCUGAGGCAGAAGACCCUUCUUGUCCAGGAGUUAACACACGCUCUCCGGGAAAUCGUCGUCACUGUCUUGGCUGUGUACAACGAUGGCACCUGUGACGUGGAGCUGUCCCCUGCCUUUGUGCGGAAUUGGAAGGGCUGCGCACAUCGGCGCUACCGCCUGCCAGGGGCAGUCCUGGCGACACCUUGCACUGCCAUCUACGAGCCAGACGUGGAGUCGCAUCGCGUGGUCUUGCAAAGCCUGCCUGUGACCUCCAUCAAGGCAGAGCAGUCAGCUGGCUUCCAUGUCUACGAUGCUGCUGUCUUGAAGUCGCAAGAUGCGGUGGCGGCGUCACUCCGUGGCACCGCCGAGGUCAUCGGCGGCCCAGUUCCUCUCGAUGCUCUGGAGGAGGUCUGCCGGCACGAAUGGAAAAUGCACCUGCGUGCCGACAGCGAGGAGGACAUGAAGAGGUUGGUUGCCGACCUUCGGCAGUCUGUGAGGAUGCAUCAGCAGGCCAGGACAGCUGGUGGCAUCUCACUCACAGCCACAGGCCAACCGGUGCCCAAGGGCAGUGGCCAGCUUGAAGUGCUUCUCGUUCGUGCCAAGAAUCUAAUGCCCAGGACUGGAGGAUGCACAGAGGUGGCGAACUCCCUAGAUGCUUUGGCGGCAGGAAGGCCGAUCCUGCAGGUCAUGGGAGAGUUGCUCCGGCCUGCGAAGAACCUGGAGAUCUUUGUCCGUCUCCGCAUCCUCGAUGACGCAGAGGUCCUUUCCAUGGAUGGGCACCAGUGCUUCGACUCCCCAACACGGGAGGGUUCAGCAAGCCCCAGCUGGAGUGGACUUGACCACGGAGGCCAGCACGACGGCUGGGUCUUCCGUAGCCAGAUCUUCCUACCCGAAAGGAUGCCGAACUUGUGGCUGGAGCUGGAAGUCAUAAACAUCGGAAUUGCCGGCGAAGAGCUUGUGGGCAGGGUCAAAGUUCCCAUCACGAAGAAGAACUUUCUCACCAAUGUCAAGGCGCCUUUCAGGAAUCUUUGGCUGCCCUUAGCCUUGCCUUUGCCAGAUGCCGAUGGGAAGUGGCGGGUCACAGAGUGUGGAGACGUUCAGAUCAUGACAAUGUGGAAGCCCAUAGACAGCGACAAUCCACAAGGCCAGCUCUCCGGUGCCUCCACUUCAUCCUCCUCAUCCAUGAGCUACCUGAAGGCGUAUCUCCGGGGCGAGCUGGAAGCGGCCGAGGGCGGUGCUCGGUGCAUACGAACUUGCGGAAGCGAUGGCGAAAUUUCCGGAAGUGAUCUUGCGCUGAUCCUGGAGCCUGCAGGCUACAACCCGAACCUGGCUGAUUGCCAGGGAUCUGCUGAGGAGGCCGCGCUCGAGCGUGCCGUCUCGAUGGCUAUGCUGCAGCCUCGCCUUCAAUGUCAGGAAGAGCGGAGCCUCCAUAGCUGGAGAGCUUUCCGAAACAAGCUGAAGUCUGCCGGUUUGGCCAAGGCCCCCUUGGCGGAGCUCAGACUCUACCGAGCUGGCGUGGGUGAGGCAAGUUGGGAAGAGCAGCUGAAGGCCUUGCUCCGCGCUGGGGUCCCGGACAAGUACAGAUCGCAGGUCUGGCUGGAUCUGUCAAUGGCGGCACGCUCUCGUGCAGAGUGGCCGGAAGGCAGCUACAAUGCUUUCCUUGACUGUGGGAAGCAGCUGGUCAACGCAUCCGUGCAGCAGUUGCAGCAGGACAGCCUGACAGCGUUGGAUUGGGAACCUUCACAGGAUCCAGCAGCUGUGGAAGCGCACCGACAGCUUCUUCAGAAGGCCCGCAGUGUCUGCUUGGCACUCAUUGGCUUCUCCUCCGAGUCUGCGGAAGAGGGUGCAGGUAUCGCUUACACAGAGAGUUUGCUGGAAAUUGCUUGUCACCUACUCUCGGGCAAGAAGGCGAGUCUCUCAGAGCAAGAUCUUUUCUGGCUUCUCCACGCACUGGCCUACUCCAACUCGAACGGAGCUUUUCGGGAUUACUUCUCCUCCACAGCUCCUGGGGACGGCGUGAACUCGGCUUUGGGUAUGGCGGAGGACACGUUGCUUCUGGAUUGUGCACUGGCUAUUCACGAGCCCUUGGUGCGACGACGCCUGGUGAUGCUGGGGAUUCCCACAUCGGCACUCUUCUGGACGUACUUCGGCCGGCUCUUUGCAGGGGUACUGCCCAAGGCCUCCUUCUGGCGGCUGAUGGACGUGUUGGUCGGGGAGUCGGCCGACCCGGAGGCUUGCCCACAUGGGCGCCACGUGUUGGUGGACCUUUCCUUCGGAAUCCUCCAAGGUGCCCGAGAUGGCAUCUGUGCCUGCAACUCUGCGCUCGAGGUCACGUCUCUCGUCCGAGCUAGACUCGCCUCUUUGCUUGACCCAGAGGACUUGAUGGACAUCCUUGUUCAAGCCGAGGCCUUUCUUUGGCAAGGUUUCAGCCGACAUGAGGUCCUGAGUAUGUGGAGCGCUGCGUCUCAGGAGUUCACAAGGUUCUGUCGCCAACGGCAGCGGCAGGACACCGUCGUUCGGCAGCUGCAUGCCUUGAGCCCAUUGAAGCCUCUCGGCGAGUCUUUGGAUGCUGCGCCAAGGCAACUGACGACGCACCUUGUCAUUCAAUCGGUGGUGCCAACGAUGCAGAAAGCCUUGCUGCUUGACACCAACUGUGCGCGUGCGGCCCUGCGACAGCUCCCAGAGGAGCUGUUGAGCAUCGUCCUGGGUCCGAUGGUGGACCCUUCGGCCCAGGAUGGGAAGAGCGUCGCGCAGAUCGCUUCCAUGGUCAUGUCCUCUGCGCUGGGCCUGUGCGGUCGGCCCGGUGCCGCCGCUGAGCUGCCCGACGUGCGGCCCUGGAAUUGCUUGGGUUCCCCAGCAGAGCCAGAGUCCUUGACGUCAGAAAGGUUCUCUGCAGCGCUGACGGAGCACUUUCCAGGCUGGAGCGAGAAGGCCGAGGAGCUCUUUGCAGCAUUUCGCUGGGAUGCAUGGGCAUCGGAAGCAGUCUUCGAAAAUCACAUGAGCCUGAACGAGUUCUUCCUUGUCCUCAUCUGCUGCUCUCAAGGCAGUGUGACCGAGAAGGCUUCGGCCUUCUUCGAGUUGUUCGCAGGGCCCGCCAGGCCGGAUGCCGUGGAGUCCUACCCCCACCGGAUUCCCAUCUCGCGGGUGGCUGAGCUGGCCGGUGGUCCACAGGAAGAGGAGGCCUUAGCAGCCUUGGGCCGGGUGUGUGGGUCCCUCCCACCGCCACGGGAUUCACCUGCACUGGAGAUUGAGGUCUGGGCAAACGAAUACGGAGAGCUGGCCGGACGAGCUUUCGUCCGCUCCUUGUGGCCGUUUGUUCGGUCAAGCCCUCUGCUCCAAGAGCGAGAGCUCCUUCGCGCAGGUUCUGCGUUCUACAUCUGGGCGGAGGAGGGCGAGGGAAAGACCCCGCGCUGCGUGGGAGAACUUCGCUUGGGCAUCUCUUGGACUCCCAGGAACAAGCAGUACCCAGCCAUCGGGACGUUGGUUCUCUGCGCCGGCGGCUUGAAGCUCUUCAGUGCGGAGCGGCUUUCAAGGCCUUGGAUGCGUGCAGUCGUCUAUGGCGAGGAUGGGCAUCGAAGAUUUCCGGUCCUUCGUGGACAUCAGAGCAUGGGUCAGAAGGAUGGUUUGCUGCCAAAGUGGGCACAGGACUCGUUUGCAGCCUCGAUGACCUGGACACAGGAGGCUGCGCGCUGGAAUGGGGACAGACAAGAGUGGAACUGGGUGUCCCCUGCAAACAUUCUGUCCUCAACAGAUGAUCUGAAGGUAUCUGGCGGCACGGUCCUGCCACCCCAACGACCAGGCAGCCAAAAGGUGGUCACGCUGCAGAGCUGCCGUUUGAUCUCUGAUGUGUUGCUCAGGAGAGGCUGUGCAUAUCUCUCAAGCCGCCAAGUGGCUCAGAUUGCUGACCGCUGCUUUCACAGAGAUGGCAUAUGUGCCGCUCUCCUGGAAGCCCUGUUGGUGGAGGGUCAGGAGGUGCCUUCAUGCGGCAUUUCGCGAGAGUACUGCGAGGAGCAUGGACGAGGAUAUGUGGACGUCAACACAUCCAUAUUGAUGGAGUUGGAGAAGCAGAUCUUUGAAUGUGAAGGCAGCCUGAACCUUUGGGAAACUGCCUUUGUGACCGCGGGCGGGGCCUCUCUGCAAACUCUGGAGAUGACGGACCCGUUUCCGGAGUGCAACAAGCUGCUAUGUCUCCGCUACGUCCGUGCCGGAGACGGGGAACGGCUUCAAAUCACUCUGAAGGUUGGCAUGGACGGCCAAGUCAGCGCGGACCAGGUCCUCAUGGACUCAUCUUCUUACGAGUCGCUGGCGCUGAGCAAGAAGGAGUUUAUCUCUUGCAUCCAAGCUUCGCCCUUGCUGAGCGAGCCUUUGCGAUGCUCAGCGCUUCAUGCCCCUGCGACUGCCACCGAAGCUCAAGGAGCUGAUCUUGUCCAAGACGGCUUUCGAAGGACAAGGAGUCCGCUGAUGGGUUCCAUCGUGGGACUGCUGGGAAGCGUAGGAAAGGCAGACGCUUUGGCUCUCGAUGUUCUCGUGGCAGACAACACAUCUUCGGGCAGUCCUUCUGCGAAGAACAGAGGAUUGCCCCUGCUGUUUGGAGAUCUUCUGAACCAAGCAGGAGCCACAAAGACACCAAGAUUGGCACUUGAAACGGCCAUGGAUGGCGGAGGCCAUGGCGUGAAGGUGUUUUUGAACGACACGUUUCGAGACUUCCUGGCGAAAGUCCAAGAGGCUUGCUCCAAGCUCGGGAGAACCCUUUCAAGCCAGCGGGUGGUGCAGGUGCUGGAAUCGGCCAAGAGAUACAAGAGUGUUAGCAUAGGCCCGGAGCAUCAGGUCUUCGCGUUUCUGCCCCCGGUGAACCACGACCCGAAGGAUGGUCUGGGAGCUCUAAUGGGUGCCCUUGCCGACCACGCCAGCUGGUUUCCAUUGGACAAGGACCUGACUUUUCUCGACUAUGUCACAGCUUUCUCCCGUUACAAAUCCAUGCCGCCGUUUCUCAGGGUGGUACGGGCCGAGGAGAUCAGCUCCGAGGGCGCAAACGAGCACAGCCGGCCGGUCACAGGCCCGUCUCGCUGGAGGCAAAGUUGGCGCUUGCACCAACACCAAGACCUCUCACAGGAGUGGAGGUAA